AUCUCGAAAAGUACCAAUGGCAACAAGGAUGUUCAGUCGCUGGCGCCUUCUAGCUCCAUCUCUUUCACGGAUUCGAUUUCUAGCCGACCACGCCCCCGCAGCGAGCUCUAUACCCAAAAUGACUGUCCGCGAUGCUAUCAACACAGCCAUGGAUGAAGAGAUAGAGCGAGACGAACGUGUUUUCUUGAUGGGUGAAGAAGUGGCGCAAUAUGACGGCGCCUAUAAGGUGAGUAAAGGACUGUGGAAGAAAUGGGGCGACAAGCGAGUCAUUGACACGCCAAUCUCGGAAAUGGGAUUCACAGGGUUGGCUGUGGGAGCUGCUAUGGCUGGACUCCGACCCAUAUGUGAGUUCAUGACAUUCAACUUCUCAAUGCAAGCAAUCGAUCAAGUUAUCAACUCGGCCGCGAAAACAUUCUACAUGUCUGCGGGUGAAGUUCACGUUCCGAUCGUGUUUCGUGGACUCAAUGGAGCUGCAGCAGGCGUCGCUGCCCAGCAUUCGCAAUGUUUUGCAGCUUGGUAUACUCACGUGCCAGGACUGAAGGUUUUGUCACCAUUUAAUGCAGAAGAUGCGAAGGGUUUGUUGAAGGCUGCUGUUCGAGAUCCCAACCCUGGUGAUGCAUAUAGCAUAUCUGAUAAUCAUACAUACGAUUAUGUUGUGAUGAUAGAGAGAGAGAUGUGUGUGUUGUGUGUUUCAGUUGUGUUUCUUGAGAAUGAGAUCAUGUAUGGACAAUCGUUUGAGAUGUCAGAGGAGGCAAUGAGCAAGGAUUUUUUACUUCCCAUUGGCAAGGCAAAGAUAGAACGACCGGGAAAUCAUGUGACUUUGGUCGCUCAUUCGUUGAGUGUUCAGAAGUCUCUUCAAGCAGCAGAUGAAUUAGCGCAACAUGAAAUUGAGUGUGAGGUAAUAAAUCUUCGUACGCUACGACCAAUGGACACUCAGUGCAUCAUCGACUCUGUGAAGAAAACCAACCAUCUCAUCACCGUCGAGGCCGGAUGGCCUCAGUGUGGCAUCGGAUCUGAAAUAUGUGCUACGAUUAUGGAAAGCGAGGCGUUUGACUAUCUCGAUGCUCCAGUCGUUCGAGUCACUGGAGCUGAUGUGCCGAUGCCGUAUGCGAAGGAUUUAGAGCUGAACGCAUUGCCACAAGUCGACAACAUCAUCAAGUCAGCAAAGAAACUACUGAAUCUAGAAUAGUACAACUUCUUGUAGCAUUGAAAUCGACUAAUUCUAUGUAUGCUGUCACAUCAAUUUGAUUCAUUUCAGUUUUUACAAAUGACACUGCUAGCGCGCGUUAACUUUCUAUCAAAAUCAUAAAAGAUGGCGGCUAGACCA
Molecule: messenger RNA, 1327 nt
Organism: Corticium candelabrum
Lineage: Eukaryota; Metazoa; Porifera; Homoscleromorpha; Homosclerophorida; Plakinidae
Product: pyruvate dehydrogenase E1 component subunit beta, mitochondrial-like
Exons: 10
Coding region: 17-1189 (390 amino acids)
Biological process (GO): pyruvate decarboxylation to acetyl-CoA
Molecular function (GO): pyruvate dehydrogenase (acetyl-transferring) activity
Source: RefSeq, a predicted model, not a curated record